Anguilla rostrata (American eel) is the source of this 1462-nucleotide messenger RNA. It is a transcript of the gene tmem196b, whose product is annotated as transmembrane protein 196b. NCBI's taxonomy places the organism in Eukaryota, Metazoa, Chordata, Actinopteri, Anguilliformes, Anguillidae. The record is from RefSeq and is a predicted model, not a curated record. The transcript is spliced from 3 exons. The coding region runs from base 541 to 1053 and encodes 170 amino acids.
UGUGGUGUUAUUCAUAUACAGUAUCUGUGACAGAACUGAGAACUAACGGAUAGCAUAUAGCAUGGAAUACUGCGCGUUUGUGCGCGUCCUCUGGAAACUGUUUCCUCAAACUGCAGCGCGGGAGUUAGAUGGCAAGUUAAAAGCGCACUGAUCAUCAAGGAAGAUCAGGCAAGUCUGUGUUCUAGUGGAAUUACACAAGCAUUAUAGCGAACGCUCUGGGGGGUGGAAUAGAGACUCAUCCGAUGCGUUUAUUUAUCAUGUAAAUGUCUUGAGUCUGACUAAGCACCGUGGACUCUUCUUUGCAGCCGCCUCGACGUGAUAGCAAAGCAGUCAAGACUAAUUUGACUUCAUUGCGUCAACUUGGAAUCAGCAUUUUCACUAUACCAAUUAUCACUCCCCAUGGAUCUGUCUGGCGUCGGUCACAGGCUUCUUGUGUUGCUCUCGUAGGCGCAAAAGAAAUGACAAAUUACUUUUACAAGGGAGAGACACUGUGGGUUUCAAUUUUCUUUCAAACUGUGAAGGAAUGAUGUCCAAAAGAGGAUGUGUACAAACAGGAAGAUCGUCUGGAGUCUGGUGGUGCUGUCAGUACUGGAGAUUGGGUUUGGUGUGUCGAGCAUCACCUUGGGUGCGGUGGGGCUGAGGAGCGUCCGAACCACUAUGCAGAAGACGCAGUUAGGAGAUGCAUCUCCGGUAUGGAGCGGAAUGUGUUUUCUCAUCUGUGGACUAUGUGGGGUACUCUGUGCCAUAAAGAGGUCAGGGCUCAUUAUGAUAUUGUUUUCAGCCUGCUGCAUCUGCGGGCUGAUCGGCGGGAUCCUGAACAUCCAGUUCGUGCGGGUGCUGGUGAAGCGGUCGGACGGGCUGCGCUCCGUCCACCUGGGGGCGCUGUCGCUGGCCUCCCUGGGCAUCGCCGGCUGCACCCUGUGCACCUGGCUGACGUGCCGCCUGGCCAGCACGGAGCAGCGGCGCAUGUUCCUGGAGAGGGAGCACUCGCUGCACCACUCCCACGAGAUGACCGAGAAGGUGCGGCGCACGUCCUCGCUUGCCAUCACCUGACGCGCAGUCCGACCUGGAAGGCCUCUGCUUCGAUUUCUGGGUGGGUGGGGGGUAGGGGGGCUGUUGCUGCACCCAUUAACAUGAUGCUCGGCUCAAAUUGCUUCCAUAACAUAUAUAUGAAUCAUGCUGACUUGGAUAACAAUGUGAAAUAUGAUAAUAUAAACUAUUUCAUUUGCCCAGGAAUAGGGUGUCUACUGAGUGCAUCAGUAAUGAUAGCAAUAUUGAUACCGCAUUUAGAUUUCCUCUGGCUUGAGAUUAUACUGUAGAUCCAUACAUAUACCCCCCUCUAGUUAGUUUAAUAUUAUAUAAUUUUGGGAGAGCAACCUUCUGUAUUAGAUCUACAAACAAAGACCGAACAGUUACUUCCAUUCUAUUUAUUUCAUAUAAGAAAUACAUGUGUCACCUGCUC